This is a messenger RNA of Gadus macrocephalus (Pacific cod), 2127 nucleotides long. Its product is annotated as 14-3-3 protein zeta-like. NCBI's taxonomy places the organism in Eukaryota, Metazoa, Chordata, Actinopteri, Gadiformes, Gadidae. Gene Ontology annotation, biological process: signal transduction. The transcript has 6 exons. Gene Ontology annotation, cellular component: cytoplasm. The record is from RefSeq and is a predicted model, not a curated record. Bases 185 to 964 code for a protein of 259 amino acids.
AACGGUUGCCUUGGCAGCACCUGACGUCAUUGGUCCCGGUCGGUCCCUGCUUCUGUUUCUUUGAUUGGAGGGAAACCCCGUGGAUGCGAGCAGUAUACGCUUCAGGAAGGGCCAUCAGCUGUGUUGCGGAUCGGGAUCAAAAACAAACUAUUAACUCAGAACUGCAUAAAGGCGGACGGCAGCCAUGACGGACAAGGAGGAACAGGUGCAGAAGGCCAAGCUUGCGGAGCAGGCGGAGCGCUACGACGACAUGGCGGCGGCCAUGAAGGCGGUGACGGAGGAGGGCUCGGAGCUCAGCAACGAGGAGCGCAACCUGCUCUCCGUGGCCUACAAGAACGUGGUGGGGGCGCGGCGCUCGUCCUGGCGGGUGGUGUCCAGCAUGGAGCAGAAGUCCGAGGGCAGCGACAAGGCGGCGCUCGCCAAGGAGUACCGCGAGAAGAUCGAGAAGGAGCUGACGGAGAUCUGCAAGGACGUCCUGGGCCUGCUGGACAACCACCUGAUCCCCAAAGCCACGCCGGCGGACAGCAAGGUGUUCUACCUGAAGAUGAAGGGGGACUACUACCGCUACCUGGCCGAGGUGGCCACCGGGGAGGAGAAGGAUGUCAUCAUCAAGAGCUCCCAGGAGGCCUACCAGGAGGCGUCUGACAUCAGCGCCAGCGACAUGCAGCCCACUCACCCCAUUCGCCUGGGCCUGGCCCUCAACUUCUCCGUCUUCUACUACGAGAUCCUCAACUCACCCGAGAAGGCCUGCAAGCUGGCCAAGACGGCCUUUGACGACGCCAUCGCCAUGCUGGACUCCCUGAACAGCGACUCGUACAAAGACAGCACCCUCAUCAUGCAGCUGCUCCGCGACAAUCUGACACUGUGGACGUCAGACACCCAGGGAGAGGGAGACGAGGCAGAGCCAGAGCCAGAGGAGCCAGCCGAGCCCGCAGAGCCCGCAGAGCCAGCAGAGACCAACUAGUCUCCAAAUCUGUCUUUAAAACGGAAAAAAAAAAAAGAACCCACAUUUUUUACCUCUCACCAGCCUAAUUUGUGUGUGUGUCGGUUUGUAUGUAAUGUGUGUGUUUGUGUGCGAUCAUACAUGCACAGCUAAGUAUGUAUGCUGGCACUUCACUCACUGUGUGUGUGUGUGUGUGUGUGUGUGUGUGUGUGUGUGUGUGUGGGGGGUGCAUGGAGUGUGUGUAUGUAUGCUCUUCUAAGGGCCACAGUGGAUAUGACUUUCUGAUCUGUCUGAUAUUCUUUUAUUUUUCUUUGGCGCAUUACUCAUCAUAUGUAAAAGAAGAAAACAGUUUUACCUGCCUACCCUGUUUGUUGAAGAAGAAGAAGACUCAAAACUUCUCUCCUUGUGCAAACUAGCCUAUUGUUGCUGCAGAAGGAAAAAACCUAAACAGUGUUUUCUUUUUUUUAUCUGACACAAAGGCUCAUGGGAUUGUUUUAGUGUGUUGGCCGUUUGCCAAAACGUUAGAAUCAGUUGACGAUUACAGAACUGCAUCCAUUCAAGGGAUGCAUCGUUUCACAUUCUCCUUAGUUUUUCUAUGAUUUGUGACCUGUGCAGAAUAUUCAUUUUCAUACUACAAUGAGGUACAGGCAAAAUUUAUAGCGCAUUAUCCUGACAUUAAACUGUAACUUUGAUUUGUCUCAGCUGUGUGAAGAACACCUUUUGCCAUAUGCAUUUAAGUGGUUACCUUCUUUCUUUUUUAUGUGUUCAGGUGUUUAUAAUUUUUUAUAUUGUAUUCCUGCCGUCUCUUUUUAAGAUACUUGUGAUGUGUGUGUGUGGUUCUCAAUAGUAAUUUGGGUGCAGGCAAAGGGCCGCUUCGGGAUUGGUAAUUUAUGUUUCUGAAUAUUAACCCCCACAGGUGAUACAUGGGGAUUUUCACCUUUCUAGUACACGAAAAGAAAGCAAAUAAGUUAAAUUAAAUGAUAAAACUCAAUUGAUUAGAAAGUGGCAUUUUGGAGAACGAUGCACUACGCUUUGGAUGAAAGUGGUAAAAAAUAUUUCAGCAACCAUACAUAUAACUUUGUUCAAAUUAUAACGCAUCUACAAUUGUUCAAACUGACGACUUGUGUAUCUGUUAUUUAGGUUACAUGCGUUCAUGUUAGUGUGAUUAAACAUACUCAAAAAUA